GAAUUGUUUCGAUUAGACCAUCUUCAAUUGGGCUUGGAGUGGAGUGUCUAAAUAUCUAGCGAUUUCGCAGAUCACUCCAUAGCCAAGUCUCAUUAUUUCUCUAUUGUUUGUUAGUGUAUAAGUAUAACCCUUUCAUUUACGCAAAUCAAUCUUCUUUUCAAUCCUCCAUUGAUAUACGAUAAGCAAUAACCUUUUUUCUGCAGAAAAAGUUUUUUCCAAUAACAUCCAGGAGGAAGCAGCUUCCAUGGAUCUAUCACUCAGCACUAAGAAUGUCUUCUCCUCAGCUCUCCGUUUCGCCAUGUCCAUUGACACGCUGAAGAACUCUCCUGAGCUUGCUCAUGAACUCAAAACCUCAGCUCAAGAGCAAGUCGAGUUCAUGCUGUCCGAAGACGACGAGGUACGGUUACUGGUUUCUCGAGAGGAAGUUAAAUCUGUCGUGCGAUUAGGCAUCUCCAGUGUCCUAUCGACGUUGUUAGACAGAUUAUCAUCUUUGCUUCUUCUCCCUGAAGAGUUCGAUGUUCUUAAUGAUAUUGAGUGGCUGUGCAAAGUGUUGCCGAGGAUGGAGUUGAUGAAAGAUCUCGUCUUUAAAUGGGCCGACGUGUCGAGUGAGAUUCUUGUGAUUGCGCAGAACUGUAAGUUAGGUGUGAAAGUGAAGCUUGUAGAGGUUACAGGGAAGGUUUUAGAAGCGGUUGGUUAUGGUGUCGUGAUUGUUCCUUGUGGAAGCAGAGCCUGUCUUCUGAAGCUGUGGUUGCCUUUCAUAAGGAGGUUAAAGACUCUGGUGGAUGCAGAAGGAUCUGGGUCUGAGUACAGAAUGGACGAAGAUCUCUGUGAAUUCUUAGAAGGAUCGAUGGUGUCUUUGGUCUUGACGUUGCCUUCGAAUGACCAAGCGGAAGUGUUUGGGGAAUGGAUGAGAGGGAUUGCGUUGGAAGGAGUGAAGUUUCCGGAUUUGAGUGAAGCCUUUGAGGUUUGGUGUUAUAGAAGUAAGUCUGCAAAGAGACGGUUGUUGGAAAAAUGUGAUAGACUUGCAUCUGAAAACCUUGCCCUUUGAUUGAUUGAUUGUUAAUACAUCGAUCAACAACUCUGAAAGUGUAGAAGAUGUAGCUAACCAAGCCAAGCUUUUUCUUCUUUAAGCUGGUCUGAUGAAUAUACACUGAGAGGAGGAGAAAUCGACUAGCUAGGGAUUCAGAUUAACCUUGAUCACAUAUGUUAUGUUGUAUCUUCUUUACUCUCCUUGAUUUGGUAGCUGUUUUAUUGUAUUAGGAGUGACAGAAUUCUUGUACUGGCUCUAAACUUUGAUGCUGAUUACUAUAAAUCAUGUGGUCUGGGGUCGGUGAGGUAAUAUGUAAAGGUGAACAAGGCGCAACCAACCCAAACUAUGAGUUGUUGACAAAGCCAUUGGAUGUGAAUAAGAUCAGUGAAUGUCU
Molecule: messenger RNA, 1424 nt
Organism: Brassica rapa (field mustard)
Lineage: Eukaryota; Viridiplantae; Streptophyta; Magnoliopsida; Brassicales; Brassicaceae
Product: BTB/POZ domain-containing protein At3g05675
Source: RefSeq, a predicted model, not a curated record